CUCUCUCCCUUGAACAUGGUUUAUAAACUUAAGUUGGAGCCUUGUGAACUUCAGUUUCCAUCUCUCUCCCAUCACAACUUGUCGGAAAUUAUGCCUAGCACCCUGGGAAAAAACCUCAGUCUCUGCUUCACCAAGAUCAAAUUCCCACCAAGUAUUUCCCAUUCGUCCUCUUCCCCGCUAACCCCAGAUGAUAACGGCCGUCCAUUUCCCUCCACCGCCACCACAUCAUCACUCCUCUUCAAAAGCUACAACUCCCUCUAUGACAGCACCUUUGACUACUCAACCUCCAAAUCUUUAACCCACUCGUCCUCCCUCUCCUCCAAGCCCGAAUCUGACUCCGACUCUGAGCCCGACUUCGCCACGGUUUUUGCUUCACAUCGCUUCUUUUUCACUUCUCCAGGCAGCUCCAACUCCAUCAUUGAAUCAACACCAUCAUCAAUCACCACAACUCCGGAGUCAUCAGAUACCCUAUUAGCCAGUAGUUCCAGUCCCAUCAACAACGCAAAUCAAUCUUCAAACGACGGCCGCUCUGAUGAACCAAGGAACGUACAUAGCUCUGGUACCAUAGUUAAAGAUAGUGUAGCUGUCCCAACCGUCUCUCCAAACCCAUACAUGGAUUUCAGGAGAUCCAUGCAGGAGAUGGUGGAGGCACGUGACUUAAUUGACGUCAAGGCCAACUGGGACUACUUGCAUGAGCUUCUCUUGUGUUACCUUGCAUUGAAUCCCAAAAGUACACAUAAGUUUAUUAUAGGAGCAUUUGCUGAUCUUCUUGUUAGUCUCAUGGCGGCGGAGGGUGACAGCAACGACGGAGACGUUACUGAGAUUACCGGCGGUAGGAUUCCAGGGCAGUGCAUGUAAAAUGUGUAAUGUUUAGCAAUAUAUAUUGGGCCGCCAAUCAGAUGUUGAUUAUCUAAUCUUCUUAUAUUUAAUCUAGUAAUAUAUACAUGUGGGGAACAAAAAAUGGUCCCCUUUUUGUCUUC
Messenger RNA from Theobroma umbraticum, 980 nucleotides. Its product is annotated as transcription repressor OFP16-like. The record is from RefSeq and is a predicted model, not a curated record. NCBI's taxonomy places the organism in Eukaryota, Viridiplantae, Streptophyta, Magnoliopsida, Malvales, Malvaceae. Gene Ontology annotation, biological process: negative regulation of DNA-templated transcription.